AUGGCAGAGUCACCACCAGGAGUAGAUCCAACCAAAACUCCCCUUGGCCCUGCACCUGCCUGGCAGAAGUCGAACUUCAUCAAUCCCGGCAACCCUGCCAAUGUAUACUACAUCGUCGCGGGCACCGGUACUGCGUUGAUGACUGUCCUUGUUCUUGUGAGGCUGUAUAUCCGGUUCUUAGUUACUCAUACGCCAUGGUGGGAUGACUUGACUGCUGUGCUUGCGCUGCUCUCUCAAUCCGCAUACACAGGCGUGAUUAUCAAAGAGGGAUCCCUCGGUCUCGGCCGACAUGCUUGGGACGUCACAGUGGCCAGGUUCGCUGAAUUCGAUAGAUAUGCCAGACUCCUCACCGCGCCAGCAAUCUACUUCACGAAGCUGACCCUGCUCCUGCUAUACCUCCGCCUCUUCUUGCUGAAUCGCCUCGUGAAGAUCGGUAUCUGGGGAGGUAUCGUGUUCUGCACGGUCUACUACACCGCUAUGCUUUUCCUCAACAUCUUCUUAAAAGAUAUGCACGCGCUCUUGAUGUUGGCGUACAGCGUGGGUGUUAUCGGUGUUGUCAGUGACGUGUACAUCAUCACACUUCCGUUGCUGGCUAUUGCACAGCUGCAUCUGAGCAGGACAAAGAAGUGGCACGUUGCUGCUGUAUUCCUUACGGGACUUUUAAGUGUGGCGAUGAGUUUUUUGGCCUGCGUAUACCGCUUCCAAAUCAACAUCACGGACAUCACUUACUCCCUCCGGGAGCUCUACAUCAUCAAGUAUGUAUCCGUUCCGCCCUUUAACUCUCUACCUAUCCUAACCCUGCCCUCCAAAACCAGCACAGUGGAAGUCGACACCGGCAUAAUAUGCACCUGCCUCCCCCUCCUCGGCACACUCUUCAAAGAAAACACCAAGGAAUCCUGGUGGCUGACCCGCUUCCGUUCCAUCCGCAACCGUCUAUUUUCCUCACGAGCAGCCUCGCAGGGCUCAGGAGGAUCCCGAAGUGAAGCUGGUUCCUCGCGCUUGCGAUUUCCACACAGCGUGAAUCAGAAACAUCAGGAUCAUAGUUUUGAUAAUAUCAACCUUAUUCUGCAGACCUCAGCCGCGGAUGUGGUGCCGGAGACUAAUAGUGUACCGCUGCCGUCUAGUUCACCGAAUGCGAUUGGGCAGAAAUGGGCGAAUCAGGAUCACUGGGUGCCUUCUAACCUUGACAACCCACAGGAUCCGUUCAUGAAGCAGGUUUGUGACCCUAUUCAACGAGUCUUGCCUCUCCUGGAAUUGGCUGCCGCUGAGGCGAUCAAGCGCUCAUUCUUCGACCUUGGCUUAGAUCAUGAUCCGAUGGACACAUCAGAUUAG
Messenger RNA from Aspergillus udagawae, 1332 nucleotides. Its product is annotated as putative plasma membrane protein Pth11-like. Lineage: Eukaryota; Fungi; Ascomycota; Eurotiomycetes; Eurotiales; Aspergillaceae. The coding region runs from base 1 to 1332 and encodes 443 amino acids. The record is from RefSeq and is a predicted model, not a curated record. The transcript is spliced from 7 exons.